This is a messenger RNA of Jaminaea rosea, 2718 nucleotides long. RefSeq lists its product as hypothetical. Gene Ontology annotation, molecular function: nucleotidyltransferase activity. NCBI's taxonomy places the organism in Eukaryota, Fungi, Basidiomycota, Exobasidiomycetes, Microstromatales. Bases 88 to 2718 code for a protein of 876 amino acids. The transcript is spliced from 3 exons. Gene Ontology annotation, biological process: RNA 3'-end processing. The record is from RefSeq and is a predicted model, not a curated record.
UGAUGAGCAAACGGAAAAGUAGCGAGGCGCUCAGCUCCUUGGCAACCUCACCAACAACAACAACAACCUCACAGCAUCGUCCUCAGUAUGGCGACGCCCAACGCUGACGGCCAGCCAUCACGGCGCUUUAAGCCAAAACCAAAAGCCCCGCGACAGCAGGUGACCGAGGUGCAAGGUGCAGGGCCAGUAGAUCACAUUCAGGUCCUGCCUCCGCAGCAGCUGAUCCCUGUUCUGCAAACGGGAGAGACGCAAGCGCCGGGUGCUCAGCCACCCACUGGUCCCGCGCUCGAGCGACAGGCGCAGCUCCAAAGGCGCGAGAUCGAGCAACAGCACAGGCGUGAGGCCGAGUUGCAGAGGAGGAGAGAGAGGAGGGAGCAUGAGGCCAGCAUGAGACAGGAUAUCAUUCAAAAGUGGCAGAGAACAAUCGAACGAGAAGAGCAAGAGUGCAGUCAUUGGGCCCUGCAGGGUGAGGACAAGACUAUUGAGGCGUCACUUGGCAGGCAAUUGGCCCAGCACUGGAACAGUACCCGUCCUUCCCCUCGUCAAGAGGAAAAGCGCAGCAAGAUCGUCAGGGAUGUUCAGGCCUGUAUCACCAAAGCCUGGCCUCGCUGCGCCCUCGAAAUCGCACCUUUUGGCUCUUCAGUCACUGGCAUCGUCACCGCCACAUCAGACAUCGAUCUCGCCCUCCUCGACCCGAGUAGACCCUUUGGCGUCGGCACACCUCCCGAGCUUCGCGUUCGCGUACCGGGGCUCAGUGACGAGGAGGACGGCGCCGACGAUGAUGAAGACCUCCCCUCGUGGUACGACGUCCGUAACGUGGCCAAGGCUCUACGUCGCUACGGCGGUGCAAGCCCAUCCCGGCAGGGCCGUCCUCUGUUCACCCAAGUCUUCCCGAUUACGGGCGCAAAUGUCCCCAUUGUCAAAUUCAAGGAUCUCGACACGGGGCUGAGCGGUGAUAUUAGUGUCAACGACAGAUUCGGAAGGCACAAUUCAGGCCUGAUCAAGGCAUAUGCAACUUUGAGGGAGCAGACGUUCAGGCCGCUGUGCUUUGCCGUCAAGCAUUGGCUAAAGAGGAGGAAGCUCAAUGAUCCAUCGGGAGAAGGAGGACAGGGGAGCAGUCUCUCCAGCUACUCGAUCGUGCUGCUCGUCAUCCAAUAUUUACAGACCCAACGACUCCUCCCUUCACUGCAGAAUGAUGCACUUCUUGCCUCUCAGGGUAUCCCUCGCAACUACAUCUUUCGCGCGCCAAAGCUACCCCGUCGCCGUGCUGGGGACCCUCGUCCAGGCUCCACCACGGACGCGCGGCGCCCAGAGGCAACAAGGUACGACGUCACCUACCUAGACACCUCGCUCGCCGAGCAUCGCGGGAUCAGAGACGGCGGCUGGACGUACUACCUGCGCGCUGGGGACGAAGAAGGACGACGUCUGGCACAAGAAAUCAACAAAGAGCAAUGGGACCAGCAGCGGGCUGCUCAUCCAGAGAAGUUUGGCAAUCUCCCCUGCACGGCCGACGUAGGGCUACACCGAAGCACAGACGCUUCAGGCGAAGACGCAAUCACGACUCUCGGUCGGGACUUCAUCGGCUUCAUUCAAUGGUACUCGUCCCUGUCCAAGCGAGACUACGUAAUCGACGUCAAGCACGGCGCCCCCCGCAAGUCAAAUACCAUCCAGACUCGUCGUGCCUGGCAAGAAGCCAACGGGCUGGGAGACGGCAUCCCGCGAGGGGUUGCUGCUAGUGAGUCUUCUUCGUCCGACUCGGCCUCCUCAUCGUCGUCAGACGGCGAGCAGCUCCUCAUUCCAGGCGCAGAGCAAGCUCCUCGCACCCGCGCAAGGGAUCACGAUCCCGAUCAGCCCCUCGAAUGGGAGUCAGACCGCAUCGUCAUUCGGGACCCUUUUAUCCUGGAUCGCAACACGGCAAAGAACAUUCACCGGGUCCCGGCAGACAGGAUAGACGUUGAGUUCUCGCGCGCGGUGCGCAUGAUUGAGGAGGGCACGAUCAAGCAGGAAUCUGUGGACUUACCCGUGGGAGAAGUCACAGGCAUUGCACCUGGCCCACUGCUGCUCAGUCAGCUCUGCCUACCUUAUGAGUACGUCGAGGCGCUGAGCCGAGAAGAGCAGGAGAAAGCGCGCGUGGAGCGCCGCGAGAAACGCGUGGCCGCCGCUACGGCUGCUGCGGCUGCCGUUCAGGGAGAGGGUGAGGGAGGAGCAAGUGAAGAGGCCAGGGCGGCAUUCGCUGCCAAGCUAGCUGCAGAGCUAAGCAGCUCUGACCUGGACGUUGAGCUUGAUGGCAUGGGUUUGGGCUCAGGACGUGAGGGAGCAGGAAAGGCAAAGAAAUCGCGUAGAGGACGAAAGAGUCGGGGUGGCAAUGCUCCAGGCGGCAGUAUCUUCACCGAUCUCCCGGCAAGGCCACACAGUGGGAGCAGUGAUACUGCUAGCCUUGCUCUGCCUCCUGCUGCACCCUUUCCUCGUGCCGGUGGGGCUCGCGGUGGCAGCAGCAGGGGUAGGGGAGGGCUGCGACCAGAUUCGGCAGGCUACAGUACCACGGGGAGCAGUAGUGCCACGAAUGGUACGGGGUCUAGCUUUGGGAGGGGGCGGGGGAGAGGCAGGGGAGGGGGAGGGAAGUUCCGCAACGCCAACAGAAGCAGCUCUGGAUCUCGAGGCGGUGGAGCAACGAUGGCGGGUGUGCCAACGGGGCCUGCUACCGCGUCGGGCACGUAG